AUUUGAAAGAAGCCAAGUAUCCAUAUAGUACACAAGGCGGAAAGAGUCUACUAUUUGUGGACACCUUCCUAUUUUUUGUUGUUUAUGUGUUUUGUUUUGGCACUCAACUUAGCUCAGCUACUACUUCCUUCUUCAUUUUUGGCCCUCACCACUGACUGAUUUUCUCUAUGGGGAACAAGUAUCUGUUGGUGGCUUGCUGUUUGUGGGCUUUGACAUGCUCGCUUCUUCCUUCUUUCUCCUAUGGACUUAUGCGGAUUGAUUUGAAGAAGAGAACUCUAGAUCUUGAAAGUAUUAAAGCUGCUAGAAUGGUGAGAGAGAGGCUAAAGUCAAGCAGACCCGUGUUGGGCGCAAAUGACCAGUAUACCGCUAAAUCAUCUGAUGAUGCCAUAGUGCCUUUGAAGAAUUAUUUGGAUGCACAAUAUUAUGGAGAGAUUGGAAUUGGCACACCUCCACAGACCUUUAAUGUCAUAUUUGAUACUGGUAGUUCCAACCUUUGGGUUCCAUCGUCGAAAUGCUAUUUUUCUCUUGCCUGCUACACCCAUCAUUGGUACAAGGCAAAGAAAUCCAAAACAUAUACCAAAAAUGGAACAUCAUGUAAAAUAGCAUAUGGAUCUGGAACAAUAUCUGGUUUUUUCAGUCAAGAUGAUGUUAAACUUGGUGAUGUUGUUGUCAAGGAUGUGGAUUUCAUUGAAGCUACCCGUGAAGGAAGUAUUUCCUUUGUGCUGGCAAAGUUUGAUGGACUACUUGGACUUGGGUUUCAGGAGAUCUCUGUUGAAAAUGCUGUGCCAGUAUGGUACGAAAUGGUGCAGCAAGAUCUAGUAAAUGAGCAGGUGUUCUCUUUUUGGCUUAAUGGGGAUCCAAAAGCGAAAAAGGGUGGUGAGCUAGUUCUUGGGGGUGUUGAUCCGGAUCACUUCAAAGGAAAACAUAUAUAUGUUCCAGUCACUCAAAAAGGUUAUUGGCAGUUCAAUAUGGGAGAUUUUUUCAUCGGAGGUCUUUCAACAGGUGUUUGCGAAAGUGGCUGUGCUGCUAUUGUGGAUUCAGGAACAUCAUUGCUUGCUGGUCCAACUACUGUUGUGACCGAAAUCAACCAUGCUAUUGGAGCUGAAGGAGUUCUGAGUGUAGAAUGUAAGGAAAUUGUUACUGAAUAUGGAGAGUUGAUAUGGGAUCUCUUGGUAGCCGGGGUAAGACCUGGUGAUGUAUGUUCACAAGUUGGUUUAUGUGUUUCCAAGAGGGAUCAAUCUAAGAGCAUGGGGAUUGAGAUGGUUACCGAAAAGGAACAGGGAGAGUUAUCUGCUAAAGAUACUGCUUUGUGCUCUUCCUGUCAGAUGCUUGUGAUUUGGAUCCAGAAUCAACUUAAACGAAAGUCAACUAAGGAUAGAAUAUUCAACUACGUAAAUCAACUAUGCGAGAGCUUGCCAAGUCCUAAUGGGGAGUCCAUAGUAGACUGUAAUAGCAUUUAUCAACUGCCAAAUAUUUCGUUUACUAUCGGAGAUAAAUCUUUCGUCCUCAGUCCAGAGCAGUAUAUUUUGAAAACCGGAGAAGGCAUUGCACAAGUCUGCCUCAGUGGGUUUAUUGCUUUCGACAUUCCUCCUCCACGGGGUCCUCUCUGGAUUCUUGGUGAUAUUUUCAUGAGGGUAUAUCACACUGUCUUCGACUAUGGAAAUCUGCAACUUGGUUUUGCUGAAGCUGCUUAGUGAGACUUCUGGUAGAUUAUUAUGUAUGAAUACUUUCUUAUGAGCUUGAUAGUGUGUACUGUAUAUAAGCUCCUAUGUAACUACUAUGUUUCAGGUUAACUUUAUGGAUUCAUAUAUAUUCAUAUACGUGAAACUAUCUGUGUUAAAGACA
Molecule: messenger RNA, 1845 nt
Organism: Trifolium pratense (red clover)
Lineage: Eukaryota; Viridiplantae; Streptophyta; Magnoliopsida; Fabales; Fabaceae
Product: aspartic proteinase-like
Exons: 14
Coding region: 168-1694 (508 amino acids)
Biological process (GO): lipid metabolic process; proteolysis
Molecular function (GO): aspartic-type endopeptidase activity
Source: RefSeq, a predicted model, not a curated record